AUGACAAGGGCCCGCCAUCAUCACUUGAACCGCACCUACAUCUGCCGCUCGCUGCUCACUCGCCAGAACAUCGUUCAGAGCGACUGUAAACCUUCUUUCAGCAGCAACAUCGACCUCAAACACCCUACAAAUCAAAUGUACGACAGCCCGUCAGGACUGGUUCGUCCGUUGCCGCCCAAUCCUCCUCCCGGCGCAGACGAUUUCGAUGGUCCAAACGGCGCAGACAGAAAAUUCGAUGGCCCUCCAAUGCUCCCUCCAAUGGCAUCGUUCAAUGACGGCGGACUAGCGCCCCAGGCGACACGCUCGGGUCCUCCAUCGAGGGCUGCCACGCCGCCGCAGAGUCCUGGCUUCCCCAAUAACGGCGGAAAACCAAGGAAUCCGCUGACAGAUCUGAUUGAUAGCGAGGAGCAGUUUGUCGCCCUCAUGAGCGCCAUCAUCCGAAAAGUCGCGUCGGCUUGGUCAAGAAAAAACUUUCCUCCUCCCGAGCUGGAUCUCAUGUUCAGAGGCAUCGAGGGCGUGUUCAAGGCCAGCCGCACCUUUCUCUCGAAUCUCAAAGAGAUUGGCCCCAACCCUUCGUCUCCAAAGGCGCUAGGUGAUCUAUUGAUACGAUGGGUUGAUGAUUUAGAAGGACCCUAUACACGAUAUUGUGAAGCGUUUGCUACCGGAUUCGAUCAAUGGGACGCUGUUCAGUCGAAUACCAAUCUUCCGCGUAUCCUUGCCGAGCUCUCCGAGACCAUUCCGACUCCCCCGAACGUGGACCCACCAGUGUGGACAUUGGAUACCCUCUUCCUGCUUCCGCGUACACGGCUAAAAUACUACAAGAAGCUUUACGCGCGCUUGCUCAAGAGCACAGUACCCGGAAAGUCGGAUCAUGCUCUCUUGCUCGAUGCUACUUCAACCUUGGAGACGCUUUUCGCAAUGUCAGAGAGCAGGCUAAACGUCAUUGUCGGCGAGCCAACGUCGUCUGAACCACCACCGCCGCUCUCGAUGCAAGACCUAGAGAGAGAUUUACCGCCACCACCUCCUCUCACAGACCCUCAAGGUCGAGAUUCGUUUGGUAGCUCUGCUCCAGCCAGCAGUCGAUCUAGCGCGCAUAGGAUGUCUCGAGAGACUGGACAGACAUCACUGCCAUCGUCGACGAGUACCUCUGUCGGUUGGCAAGCCAUGGAGCUGGAGACCAAGCUGUCAACAGCCAAAGUUUUGGAUAUAUUCACUAUGGAACCCCGACAAUGUCGACUUCAAAUCAACCCUGCUUCCCUUCCAUUUACCCGCGAGCUCCGUAUAGAUACAGAUUGCAUCAUUUAUUUCACACCAAACUCUACGGGCGUUCAGCAAACGACGACAAAUGCUCACAUAUUCAUCCUUACCGACCUCUUCCUUGUGUGCGAACGCAUGACGCCAGACGAAAAGAAGGAUUAUGAGUUGGAAGGUUCCGAAAUGUGGCUCUCAUACCCGCCGCUUUCAGGAAAGGUGCUCAAGGUCUCCGAAGCACAAGGGGGACCAGGAGAGCACGUCAUUCAGGUCACAAUCCUGAAGAAAGAGACGAUCUACAUACACUUUGAGAGUGCUCAAGUUAAGGAACAAAUGUUGCGAGAGUUUGCAGAGUGCCGAGAGGCUGCAAUGUCGACUUCGAAUCGCAAUAAUGGUCCGCCACCUCCUGUUCCACCUCUCUUCCAAGGUGGCCCUAACCGGCCACCAUCUGCUCCUACCGCAAACAGAGGCUUUGGUGAUCCGUCGAGACCAGGAGGACACAUGUCGGACCCGCCGCCAUUACGUUUCCAGGAGAAUGGACAGGCGCUCCCUGCUCGAAAUGGCUCGUUACAUGAUCCUAAUACGCACAGUCCGCCACCACCACCAGGCAUGGGGCUGCCCGGGAUGGGUAUGGGCAUGGGCUUUGGAAUGCCGCCUCUGGGUCCAGGUGGCCCACCUGGUCCACCAGGGGGACCGCCAGGGCAGUUUAUUCCGCCUCCGAGAGGGUCAAGCGCAGGUCCUGGAAUGGGACCUGGGAUGGUGCCCGGUAUGGGACCGCCGAUGGGACCUCCCAUGGGGCCAGGACCGCAUCGGAUGCAAACCGCACCCCCUGGCGCACCAUUCCCACCACGGCAUCCUGGUCAGCUGGGCCCAUUCCCGCCGCCAGGUCGCCAACCAUCUCCUGGUAUGCCGCCAGGUGCGAUGGGACCUCCGUUCAACGGGAUGCCUCCAAUGGGACCAGGACCGCUACAACCUCCGGGGGCUCCAUUUGCUGGACCACCUGGACCUUAUGGAUCUCCCCGUGCCCCGUCGAUGGCUAUGCAUUCAGGAGGCCCUCUUUCGGAUGAGGACCAUUCGCCUCCCACGUCACCGACAGCCACCGGACCCACGACGACGUCGAUCACCGCCCGAAUGCGCUGCAAAGUAUUUUUGAAGCAACAGCACCAGCAGUGGAAGGCACUCGGAUCGGGCACGCUGAAGCUAUACCAUACGCAGCCGACAAACGUCAAGCAGCUAGUGGUCGAAUCAGACUCGAGCAGCAAGACGAUGCUCAUGUCGUCGAUUGUACUCACGGACGGUGUCGAACGUGUGGGCAAGACGGGUGUGGCAGUCGAGAUGAGUGACCAGGGCGCGCGAACCGGAGUAGUGUACAUGGUUCAGCUUCGCAACGAACAAUCGACGCAGGGACUGUUUGACAGCCUUUUGGCUGGGUCUGAUCGAACUGUUGUCUAUGAUGCCAACGAUGAUGAUACGUCUUCUAAUGACCCCACUAUUGUUCCGAAUCGUCUAGCGUUGAAAUUGCUCUACAGUCAGCGGGCAUGGAACCAGGCCGAAGACGGUGAUCGCGUCGAGUCUACGUACUCUGUAGCUCGUUCAGAGACUCCUUCAGACUAUAGCAAGCGUGCUUGGGACUCUACUGCAUCGCUCGACGAGGAUCUGAUCCAGGACCGGCCAGACUCGUACGCGCCGUCUUCGCACACGCACAAUGGCUUUGCAGACAGCGCACAUGAUACCGUGGACACGCUCCAAACAGACACAGACGACACGCGCAUGAGCGUACUCGGUCCCAAGACGAGGCACUUUGCGCCCGCUCCUUGGGAACCCGGAGGAGAGGAUUUAGUCGAAGAGGAAGAAGAAGUACCAGAGGCGGAAACACGUUCGCUCUUUGGAGGUAGAGGUCGCCACAAGAAGCCAAAGGAGACUCCAACCAAGCCGCGCAUCUUCCCAGCUUCUUUUGCUCCCAGAGCCUCUAGCUCAUCUCGACCUUCUGUCGACGUCUCGACACCCACUUCGUCUUCCUCUGGUGGUGGUCGUCCGCGUCCUCCGGUGCGUCCUGGCAGCUCCGGAACGCAGUACUCUGUCGUCUCCGACGCGGUCCCUUUCCCCGGUAACAACCGUUAUGAAGCGCGUUCUGCAAUUGCAUCGCCCAAGAUGAAUCGUCGUGACAAUUUGGACAAUGAACUGGCGAGUUCACCUUCACAUCCGUUUGCAAAUCCGCGAUAUGCCGCUUCGCAACAUUACGAUGAUGCGGCAAGUGUCAAUUAUCCGCCCUCCCCCGCAAGUGUCUAUCCUCCGUCCAUCUACGCGGGCAAACCUCCGUCUGGUCACGCCACUCAGCCACAGCACGUCGCCUCCGCGUCCACCAGAGACAUGCCUCCGCCUCCGUCUUCACAGCCCGGCAUCCCGCAAAAGAUGGCUCCAUGGCAAUAUACACCAGGCAGCCCCACAUUUCAACUCGUUAGUCUGGAAGAGGCACAAGCGCUCAAGGCCCGUCAGCGGCAAAUGUCGCUCGGAGCGGUCGAGCAGUCUGGCCCACGGACACGUACGGUCAGUGGACCGACGAGUCGCAAGUCGAUGCUCCCGAUCGAACAACACCCGCCGCAGCCUAGCACCGAGCCGACGACAGAAACGAACCCUGCACAAGGCAAGACGCUCAAGGGCAGGAGGAGUUUGAUGAACCUUUUUGCAAAAGGAAAGGAAAAGGGGGGUAUCACGCGCUCGGAAUCGCCGCCUCCAGUCCCAUCGCUUCCAAACAGGGCUGCGACCACGUCCGUGGUGGAAACCUCGCCGGUUGUAGAAACACAGCCGGCGGUCACUCCUCUAGAUUCUUCUUCACAUCAGCAAAGGACCAUUAAACGGUCUGCACCUCCUGCGCUCAACGUCGUCAUCACCUCUCCUCAACCGCAGAUUGCUCACCCGUAUCGAGACCAGUAUGCGCCUCCUCCACCGAUCCCGACGAUUCAGAAAUCUGCGACUCCACCACCUUCGUUUCAGCAAAAGCCCAAACAUGUGCCCAGAAAACAGUCGUCGGCUCAAACACUGUCACCUGCAUCGGACGCGCGAUCUCCGACGCAAAAGCCCAACUCGGCACCGUCGACUGUCCAAGGAUUCAGUGGCCUUUCGAUAAGACCCGUUUCUACCAUGUUCAGUUCCAUGCCCCUUGACUAUUUGGCGUCACCCGCGCUCGCGACGCCAGUUCCUAGCCUCGCAGCAGGCAACUCUACUGGACAAUCCAUCACACAGUCUCCCACCACUCCAUCCCUUUGGAGUUCACGCUCGGAGUCCGUGUCUACUGGAUCAAUGGACCUGCCACCAUCUACCCCCGGUGGCUUGGUCCAUUCACUGAGCUCGGGAUCUUCGAUGGAAACCGGAAAUAUCGCCUCUUUGCCGUUGUCGCAGAAGCAAUUUUAUGGUACGCGCGACAUAUGGAAGUCGCAGAUUGCAGACUUGGAGGCACAGAUCCGGGCGCUCAAAUCCGAAGUGGCUGCUCUCAAGGAGGCGCCGUGCCCUUCCUGUGGCCAUUUUGGUGGUGGAUCGAGCUGCAUGGAGAAGACGAGCGUGCUUAAUCGACCCAGAGCAAAGACUGCUGCUGGUAACCAGCGUUUUGGUGGAGGCGAAUAG
Molecule: messenger RNA, 4872 nt
Organism: Serendipita indica DSM 11827
Lineage: Eukaryota; Fungi; Basidiomycota; Agaricomycetes; Sebacinales; Serendipitaceae
Source: the annotation of a GenBank genome assembly